Molecule: messenger RNA, 1419 nt
Organism: Suillus discolor
Lineage: Eukaryota; Fungi; Basidiomycota; Agaricomycetes; Boletales; Suillaceae
Exons: 5
Coding region: 159-1289 (376 amino acids)
Biological process (GO): FAD biosynthetic process
Molecular function (GO): FMN adenylyltransferase activity
Source: RefSeq, a predicted model, not a curated record
GAUCAAGAUCACCAGACUGUAUUCCCACAAUAACCAUCUUGUACCCACACCAUUGCUGUAUGAACCGUAUUUACUUGUAACAUCUUCUCUAGAUUCUCCACGUUGGACCGUCGUCAGGUUUCCCCCUUUGCAUCCUCAAAGUCAUCACUCGGAGCGAUAUGGACUACAAGAAGAUAGCGAGCGACGUUUACAAUCUUGCAGAGUCAGAUGAACCCAUAGCACCCAUUGUAAGAGAGGCAUUGCAGGUCAUCGAGCAGUGUCUGGCUCAAUACGGGCAAGACCACGUAUCUCUAAGUUUCAACGGCGGGAAGGAUUGCACCGUCCUACUUCAUCUGUAUGCUGCGGUUCUCGCCAGAAAGGUGUCGUCAACGCAUAACCCUAUAUUCGCAUUAUACAUUCCAGACCCGUCACCAUUCUCUGCACUGGAGGAAUUUAUCAAGAUAGCUACGCAAGACUACCUCCUCAAUCUUUUCACAUGCAAUCUAUCCUCAGAUAUUCAGUUGCCUGUGGAAAGUGUGACGCCUGGUGUGUCGACCCCAACAGCGCUUAAGGGGAGCAGUGGCUACAUAGGACAUAGCCUUCAGACUCGGCCUGUCGGAGCGGCUAGGGGAGGUGAAGGGAUGCGGCGAGCCCUGGAGUUGUACAAAUCACGUUUCCCGGAUAUUCAAGCGAUUUUGGUGGGCACCCGACGAACGGACCCCCAUGGAACAACCCUAUCAUACAGAAAUGUGACAGAUCCUGGAUGGCCCGCCUUCGAACGAAUAAACCCAAUCAUCAAUUGGGCAUACUCAGAUGUCUGGACAUUCCUAAGGAAACUCAAAAUUCCGUACUGUACGUUGUAUGACGAAGGUUACACGUCUCUGGGAUCCACAUAUAACACAUUACCAAAUCCAGCCCUACUUGUCAAGGAUUCUGAUUCAUCCCACACUCUUCCUUCUUCACUCACAGUUGUGGCAAACAAUCCAAAUGCAAUGUGUUUCGUCGAACCAACACCACCAAAGUCGUCUCUGAACGGCAUUGGUCCUUUUACCAUCAUUGCCGAUAACCCCGACCAGAUAUGCCUCGCCGACCCUGUCUCUGAUUUGAGGGUGUCAGAGUCACCUAGGAGCACACUAGGACCUUUCCAGGUUCUGGUCAACGAUCCAAAUACUCAAUGCCAGGGCGAGGUUAAUGACAGGAGUGCCAAUGGUGUCAGGCUUCCACCGCGGUAUCGACCCGCAUAUGAGCUACAGGAUGGAGCCCUUGAGCGUGCUGGGCGAGUUUCAGGUCCCGUGAUAUCAGAGAUCUGAUUAAUGUUAUAGACGACCCGGCAGAUAGAAUAACAUCAUUAUUCCUGUAUUUGACAUGGAUCACUUGCAGCUGUAUUCAUUAUUUCCAGAGCUUAAAAGUUGACUGGGGUCUGACCACCAUUUGACCAGG